This is a messenger RNA of Schistosoma bovis, 594 nucleotides long. Lineage: Eukaryota; Metazoa; Platyhelminthes; Trematoda; Strigeidida; Schistosomatidae. The record is from the annotation of a GenBank genome assembly.
UGUAUUCAUUGAAUUCAGGUCAAAGUCCCUUAGUAACUAUACUAAUUCAUUAAUUAAUGGUUUCCUAUUCAUAUCAAGUAAAAAUCAUUUGAUACCACCCCUUCCCCCCCUUUCCCCCCUCCCGCCGCCGUAUAUUCAAUUGAAUCUCUCUCUAUAUAUAAAGUUCAAACAAACAAUUAAAUGAUGUUCAAUUAAACUUGGUAGAUUCUCAUUAUUAUACAAUGACAAUUAUAUACAAAUCGUUUUUAUUAUCAUUAUUAAUUCUAUCAUUAAUGAUUACCCAAGAAAUUACAUGUUUUCUAGGCUUAAAAUGUGUAGAAAAAGGUGAAAAAUGUACAAAAACGUUAUUCAAACGCUGUUGUGAAAAUCUUGUAUGUCAACUUCAAGGACCAUUUAAUGGAAUAUGUGUAGAUUGUUUAAGUUUGGAGUCAGCUUGUAUUGCAGAUCAUGAAUGUUGUAGUAAACGGUGUUAUUUGUUUGCCUGUAAACCACCACUUUAAUACAUUUAUAUUCAUUAUUUACGGUUUAAUUUGUUUGAAAUGAUGAAAUGUAUCAUGUUUCUUUUGAAAUAAAAGAAGUAUUCAUUGCUGUUCA